GCUUUAUUUCGAAGCAGACUCAGCGGCACCCACCAUCAUCACCACCACCACCACCACGAUCUGUAUAUGGCCAGCCUAUGGCGAGCCGUGAUGGGCGAAACACCACCAAACGCCGACGAUUACGACGGCGUCGAAUAUUGGUCAAACCCUGAGCGCACCGGCUGGCUCACCAAGCAAGGAGAGUACAUCAAGACCUGGCGCCGGCGUUGGUUCGUUCUCAAACAAGGCAAACUCUUCUGGUUCAAGGAGGCCAUCGUCACCCGCGGAUCACGUCCCCGUGGCGUCAUACCUGUCGCUACCUGCCUCACUGUCAAAGGAGCCGAAGAUGUCCUCAACAAGCAGUUCGCUUUCGAGUUAUCCACCCGAUCCGAGACCAUGUACUUCAUCGCCGAUUCUGAAAAGGAGAAGGAGGAUUGGAUCAAUUCGAUUGGACGGUCAAUUGUUCAGCACUCGAGGUCCGUCACUGACAACGAGAUUGUUGAUUAUGAUAGCAACAGAUGAUUAAUUCAUCUCUGCUUUUCUCAAUUUUACGUGUAAAAUUAGGUAUGAUGCUUUUAUCUUUGAUGCUUCCUUUGUUUCAGUAUGAAUCAAAAUAUUGUUUUUGUGGUUUGAUAAUUAUAUAAUUUAAUGCUUUCAACGUGUUCCUAAAU
Cynara cardunculus var. scolymus (artichoke) is the source of this 650-nucleotide messenger RNA. RefSeq names its product pleckstrin homology domain-containing protein 1. Lineage: Eukaryota; Viridiplantae; Streptophyta; Magnoliopsida; Asterales; Asteraceae. The coding region runs from base 67 to 501 and encodes 144 amino acids. The record is from RefSeq and is a predicted model, not a curated record. The transcript has a single exon.